CACGGAGCCGCCGCCAUGUCGCGGGCGGCGCGCUCGGUGCGGGCCGGGGCCAGGGCGGGCCAGGGGGCGGCCCCGCGGCCCGUCCGGAUCCUCAUCCCGGCCGGGGGCGCCGCGCCGGGGCCGCCGCUGGGGCCGGUGCUGGGGCAGCGCGGGGUCCCCAUCGCCGCCUUCUGCAAAGACUUCAACGAGCGCACCCGGGACAUCAAACCCGGGGUCCCGCUGAGGGUCCGGCUGCUCGUGCAUCCUGACCGGACCUACUCGCUGACCAUCGGGACCCCCCCCACCUCCUACUUCCUCAAGGCCGUGGCCGGAGUGGAGAAAGGAUCGGCCAGACCUGGCCACGAGCCGGCCGGGCUGGUGUCGCUGGCGCAGCUCUUCGAGGUGGCCGUGGCCAAGCAGAGGGACCCGGCGGUGACGGCCCGGGGGACGCCGCUGCCCGCCCUCGUGGGGUCCCUGGUGGGCUCUGCCCGCAGCCUCGGCCUGCACGUGGUGCCCAGGCUGACCCCCCAGGCCGUGGCCGAUGUCCAGCGGCGCCGCCGGGAGCUCGAGGCGGCCGCAGCCGCCCCGGACGGGCAGGAGGAGGACGAGGGGGGGGCCCGGAAGAAGUGACCCCCCCCCCCCCCCCCCCAAAAAAACCCCAAAACUCGGGGGAACCCCCAAAACCCCACCCCCAAAUAAAGAGCUCCUCCCACAGA
Messenger RNA from Vidua macroura (Pin-tailed whydah), 695 nucleotides. It is a transcript of the gene MRPL11, whose product is annotated as mitochondrial ribosomal protein L11. NCBI's taxonomy places the organism in Eukaryota, Metazoa, Chordata, Aves, Passeriformes, Viduidae. Gene Ontology annotation, biological process: translation. The record is from RefSeq and is a predicted model, not a curated record. Gene Ontology annotation, cellular component: mitochondrial large ribosomal subunit; ribosome. Gene Ontology annotation, molecular function: structural constituent of ribosome; large ribosomal subunit rRNA binding.